AUGUUCAUCGCGAUAGGCUCUGCCGUCGACGAGACGAUCAGGAACCACAUGGCGUGGUUGCCGGACAAGACCGACAAUGUCAAUGGCGUGUACCAUCACCUCAAGGACUGCAAGCUCGCUGUCCCCACGGACAAGCUGAGGCUCUUGAAUAAGGCAUGCUUGCUCCAUGGCACCAAGGAGGACGCGCCCUGCAAUGGCUCGGACGCGGCGACGUCGAGUAGCACGACCACCACGGGAAGAGGCUGUGCACGGUGCACCAGGUGGAGCAGCUCAAGUCGGCGAUCCGCGUCCUGGACAUGA
Molecule: messenger RNA, 300 nt
Organism: Miscanthus lutarioriparius
Lineage: Eukaryota; Viridiplantae; Streptophyta; Magnoliopsida; Poales; Poaceae
Source: the annotation of a GenBank genome assembly